AGGGUGGAUGUGAGAUGACACCUCUGCAAGAGAGCUGUGAUGGUGUGAGGAUGUUUCAGCCUACGUAAAAGGAAAACAGAAGGGGGCAAAGGAAAAAAAACACACAGAAAUUCUGUGUUCCUUCCUCACUCUUCCCUCAGUGGUGUCUCAGCCCGUGCAGAGGUGCGAACACAUCCUGUUUACCUCAGCCGCCGAGGCGGGCAGGCCGAGGGAGCGCCGGGCUCAGCGAGAGCCGCAGCGGAGACGGGCUGGCAUGGACACGGUGCCCGUCUACCACGGGGCCAUCAGCCGGGAGGCCGGCGAGAAGCUGCUGCUGGCGGCGGGCACGGACGGCAGCUACCUGCUGCGGGACAGCGAGAGCAUCCCGGGAGCCUACUGCCUCUGCGUGCUGCAUCAGGGUUAUGUUUAUACCUACAGAGUGUCCCAGACACAAACUGGUUCCUGGAGUGCUGAGACAGCACCUGGGGUCCACCGGCGGCUCUUUCGGAAAGUGCACAACCUCAUUUCGGCCUUCCAGAAACCCAACCAAGGCAUUGUAACACCCCUGCAGAACCCAGUUGUCAACCAUCUGAGAGCCAACUGCUCCCCAGGAAGGAAUGAAGGCUAUGACUUCCACCUGCAGCCAUCCUGAGGAUGUCUCCCCAAGUAUGACAUAACCACAUCUUCCAGCAUCUCCUCUAAUCCAUGCUUUAAAACAGAAUGAUUUAUAUGAUAGUAAAUACAACUCUGUGAGUUUUCUUGUAACAUUUGCAGAAAUGUGUAUUUCAUAGAAUUUAUUGCUCAAGAUGUAGAAGUCUCAGAAUAUUUUAAACUUAGGGUGGGAUAUUUUUUUGGUUUUGUUUUGGUUUUUCCCAAGAGAGGAUAAAAAACCAUGAACUACUAAAUCCUUUAUGUCUCUUUUCCCCCUUUGUACUGCAAGUAAAAAUAUUUUUCCCUUCAAGAUCAGUUCUUAAUUAAUAAUUAGGCAUUAAUUUUACAUUGCUUAACUUUGGAUCCUGCUUUGCUUUGUUCUGGUUGGCAUUUAUGCAGAAUUGGGCAAGUCCCCUUUUAUUAAAGUGUCCUUGCUUUGGA
Molecule: messenger RNA, 1071 nt
Organism: Oenanthe melanoleuca
Lineage: Eukaryota; Metazoa; Chordata; Aves; Passeriformes; Muscicapidae
Gene: SH2D1A
Product: SH2 domain containing 1A
Exons: 4
Coding region: 254-631 (125 amino acids)
Source: RefSeq, a predicted model, not a curated record